GCUUGACGCACUGACCCGGUCGCGUCCUGUCAAACUUUACCGACACCGGGAUCUCACCUCCGUCUGUUUGCCACUGUCUCUCAGCGAUGGAGCGGAAAGUAGCUCGAGAAUUUAGGCACAAGGUGGAGUUGCUGAUUGAAAAUGAAGCUGAGAAGGAUUACCUGUAUGAUGUCCUCCGCAUGUAUCACCAGUCGAUGGAUUUACCAGUGCUGGUGGGAGACCUGAAGCUAGUCAUCAAUGAACCAAAGCGCCUGCCUCUGUUUGAUGCCAUCCGACCUUUGAUCCCACUCAAACACCAGGUGGAGUACGACCUGCUCACCCCGAAGAGGUCUCGGAAGCUGAAAGAGGUGCGUUUGGAUCGGACUCAUCGUGAUGGACUGGGUCUGAGUGUCCGAGGAGGGCUGGAGUUUGACUGUGGUCUCUACAUAUCACAGAUUGUCAAAGAUGGUCAGGCUGGGAAUGUUGGCCUUCAGGUCGGUGAUGAGAUUGUGCGCAUCAAUGGAUACUCAAUCUCCUCCUGCAUCCACGAGGAGGUCAUCAGUCUCAUCAAGACGAAGAAGAUUGUGUCACUCAAAGUCAGGCAUGUGGGGAUGAUCCCAGUGAAAAGCUCAUCUGAUGAACCCCUAAAGUGGCAGUUUGUCGACCAGUAUGUGUCUGAGUCAGGGGAGAAAAAAAACAGCAUUGCAGGCUUGGCAUCGAUUGGAGGAAAAGAAAUCAAGGAGAAGAAGGUCUUCCUCAGCCUCGUGGGUACCAAGGGUAUGGGCAUCAGCAUCUCCAGUGGUCCAACCCAGAAACCUGGCAUCUACAUCAGUAACGUCAAGCCAGGCUCUCUUUCUGCAGAAGUUGGACUUGAGAUUGGAGACCAGAUUGUGGAGGUGAACGGGGUGGAUUUCACCAACGCGGACCAUAAGGAGGCUGUGAGAGCCUUGAAGAGCAGCAGGAGUCUGACUAUUACCGUUCUGACAGGAGCUGGCAGAGAGCUGUUUAUGACAGACGAGGAGCGGAUGGCAGUGGAGGCCCGCAGGGAGCUGGACAGGCAGGAGCUGAUGCAGCAGAAGAGGGUGGCACUGGAGACCAACAAGAUCAUUAAAGAGCAGCAGGAGAAGGAGAGGCAGAGACAGAUGGAGAUCUCUCAGAAAACUGCAGAGGAAGAGGAGCGCUAUAAGAAAGAGAUGGAGAAGAUUGAGGCUGUGGAGAGUAAGCACAACAGAGAGUGGGAGGAGGAUUGGGGAGCCCAAGACAGGCCCAAGAGUCCUAAGAGCCCCCGCACUCCAAAGAGUCGAUCACCUGCCCCACCUGAGAAGAAAAACUCCUCCACUGCAAAGGCCAAGAGUUCCCCUGAUGAAGCCAGCUCCUUGUCAGUGGAAGACGAGGAGGAAGAGCAGGAUAGACAAGGAUUUCAGAAAUACGAGGAAGAAUUUGAUCCCUACUCCAUGUUCUCCUCGGACCAGAUAGACGGGCGAGAUGUGAGACUGCUCAGAAUCAAAAAGGUUGGACAGCUUGAUGUUGUUCUGGAGGGAGGUGCCGACUCCCCAUUGGGGAAGUUGGUGGUGUCUUCUGUGUAUGAAGGUGGUGCUGCAGAUAAGCACGGUGGCAUCGUACCUGGGGAUGAACUUAUGGCUGUGAAUGGGAAGAUCCUGAUCGAUGCCACAUUGACUGAAGGACAAAAUGCUCUGGCUCGAGCCUGGAAUAGUGGAGGGGACUGGAUCGAUGUUGUCAUCACUGUUUCCCCUCCGAAAGAAUAUGAAGAUGAAGUGACGUUCUUCUAAUCUCAUCAACAGCCUGCCAAGGAAACCAAGAAGCUUUUCAUUGCUGAUGAUUCUUUCGGGAUUCACCGUCUUCUUGAUCACAAUAAAAUAACUCUCUUUCCUCUUCAUCAUCGCAUUCACCUGUUAACAAACAAGCUGAAGAUGUUUUUCUGUUUUUACUUAUCAUUACCCUAGGCCAGUGGUCCCCCCCUAGGGCUCGCCAAAGCUUCAAGGGGGGGUCGCGAGGCCUUCUUGAUUUUAAGGGGUGUAAGAAAACUCAGUUAGCCUGUAUCUCAGCAUUUGGUUCAAUUCUGUGAAGAAAUGUAAAUGUAAAGAAAAAUUGUCUAAUAGCGCAAUGGCCAAGCGACAAGGGCAAGAGAACACUGAAUCUGUCAAGAGACAAGCCUAUUAAGUAUGUAUGAUUGUUUAAAGAAGAUACAAAUAAAAAAAUACAUAAUGCAGAUAAACAAGAGAAUUGUAUAAAAAGUUCCCUAAAAAUGAAAUAAUCUGCUCAGAAUUUAGCCAAAUCACUCAUUUUACACAAACUUCCUGCAGAGUUCAGUAGUUGGCUUAAUUGUAUUGUUUUGAAUAUAAUAUGAAAUAUCCAUAAAAUGUGUCAGACAGUGAGGGGUCCUCACUUUACGAAAUGAUAGAAAAAGUUUGAGAACCACUGCCCUAUGCUCUUUAAAAAUGAAGCCUUGUGUCAUGCAUCAAGACAUUAACACCAUGCGGUCAAUAGGCAUUCUCACUGUCUCGGUCUGUUGAGGGAUGAUCCUGUCAAUAUUUAGUUGUCUCCUGUAAUCUUCCUCACCUUUGUCAAGCCUGGACAUGGUUGACCUCAGUUAGACGUGCAUGACUACGCUGAUCUUUCCCUUCAGACUUGUGUCUCAUCAGUCAGUAAAACAAUGAAAGGCUAGUUAAAACAGGCAAACUGUAAUCAAUAGAAGCUCUCUAAUCUUACCUGCCUUUUACAAAGCCCAAUAAAGGACGGCUCACCAUCACAGAAGUGAGUGUCUGUUGUGCAUACAGA
This is a messenger RNA of Dicentrarchus labrax (European seabass), 2778 nucleotides long. It is a transcript of the gene ush1c, whose product is annotated as Usher syndrome 1C. Gene Ontology annotation, biological process: inner ear receptor cell stereocilium organization; sensory perception of sound; retinal cone cell development. The record is from RefSeq and is a predicted model, not a curated record. The transcript has 20 exons. Gene Ontology annotation, molecular function: protein binding. Lineage: Eukaryota; Metazoa; Chordata; Actinopteri; Moronidae. Gene Ontology annotation, cellular component: stereocilium tip; plasma membrane; photoreceptor inner segment. Bases 87 to 1769 code for a protein of 560 amino acids.